UGCAGCUCGGUGACAGAGCGUGUUCCCGUUUUCCUGCCAUGUGAGGAAUGCUGAAGGACAUUUUUGGGUUUCAGACGCUGUUGUAGUCUCAGUUAUUUCAUGGUCAUGUUCUUCAUUCAGCACACCGCAGAUUUGUCUAUCAAGCUGCAGCUUUGAACUCUGCACAGUCUGGAUUUUAAAACACAAAUGUUGGAGAUUUUUAUUGUUAGAUUUACAGAAUGAACACGUUUUCCUUUGCCUGCUGAAGACCCACUCAGUUAAUCCCUGGACAUCCUGACUUGAUCUGAUUGUUCUUCAGUCUGAGGCGGGGGUGUAUUUGGAGGGUUUUAGUCCUCUGAGUGUUGGUGUCGGUGAAGUUUUUGUCUGAAUGCCCCAGGAUUACCCUCAGGCUGUAGUUCCUCCUCCGGCCUGCAGGGCAGCAGCAGAAAGCAGCAUCCGGCCGUUGGACAGACGGAGCAUCGGCAUGAGCGACUUCUGGCACAAGAUGGGCUGCUGUGUGGUGGCUAAACCACCGCCGAAGAAGAAGAGGAGGAAGAUUGAUCGCAGUAUGAUAGGAGAACCGACUAACUUCAUCCACCUUACGCACAUCGGCUCUGGAGAGAUGGCAGAGGGCCUGCAGCCGUCGGGGUCGGUUCAGGAGCAGAUGAGGUCUAAAGGCCCAAAUAUGAAUGGCAGGAACAGCCUGUUAUAGCCGGAUUGUAUGACAUUGACCCAGACCAGCUGACCAGCCUCUUCCUCCUCCAUACUGAGCCUCUCCUCCAGCGUUCAACUGCCAGCCAGAGGCUUCGACUCCCUCCCCCACCCUGCUGAAGUGCCCUUGUACAAAGCGCUGAACCUCCAACACCUACAGAAGGCACUGGCCUGACCUAAAAAAAUCACUUUAUAAAUUUUUUUUUUACUAACCAAGACUGAAAAUGAGUUGCCACUUUUUAAGAAAACCUAUAUAAAACAAAUGUUUUAGAUCGGAUAAAUAAAACAUGCUGUUGAACACUAGAGGACAAACUUGAAGAGGUUUCCCCGUUAGUAUUAUGUUUAACAUCACUUAACUCCAUUUCCCAGCAUCCAUUUCUAUUUGCAGUAUCAAACAAAUGACAGGAUGUCUGUAUUUAAGAAAAACUGAACAAAGGAGUUUUACUGGCUCCAAAGUGUUAAAUUACGGAUUCCGUACAGCCAUUUUUUUCCUGAGUGGAGUGUUUCCUUAUUGGACUUCAUUUCCCAGGAGGCCUCAUUCUGCUAAAGCCCCAUUUGUGUUCAGUUUCUAAAGGAUUAUUACACCUUUCAUUUCUUGGGGUUUGUUGGUGUUUUCCAACCCUUGGAUAUGUUCAGGAGUCACAUGGCCAAAGUGAUGACAUCAUUUGACUUCAUCUCCCAGGAUGCCUCAAUCUGGCCAGUCAAACUGCUGGUGCUGAAUUAUAAAAGACUCUUUGUUUAUUUGUUUUUUAAGGAGACGGGAAGGUUCCAUGAAUCCCUGCUACACUGGACUGGACUCUGUGUGUGUAUGCGUAUGCAUUUACGUAUGUAUCUUUGUGGGGACCUCUGUCAUUUUUAGAUCCUGUAAGGACAUUCACACAAAGUGAGGACAUACCUUCAAAGGGCUGAUUGAGAGUUCAGAUUUGGUAUCUGGGUUCAGGUUAUAUCAGUGAGGGCCCUCACAAAGGUAGAAAUGCAGACAUGCAUGUGUGCGAUGUUGUAUGUUUAUAUUGUUCCCAUAUAAAAGUUUCUUUGCUUAACUCGGAGAGGACUGGGUGCACAGUCCAGAACUUCCACUCAGAAACACCAGUUCUUUGAAGUUUUCAUUUUAAACACAUUUCAAAAAUUUCCUACCAUCACUCAGCUACUCAGACUGUGGUUCAAGGACCCAAAACAGGACUUCAGCUGACACAUUUUGGGUCCUUUGGGUCAUGGGUUAGAUAUUCUUUUAGUACACUGCUUAAAACAUUUCAUGCUGCAUCUGAUAGACGAUAAAGCAUCACAGUUAUUACUGUGUAGUGUAAUCUUUUGCUGUUUUUGAUUGAUAUGUAUGAUCUCUCCAAAUGUCCAUCUGAUCAUGAGCUUGGAGUUUUCCAACCUUCAGGAUGUUUGGGGGGAUACUGGGACAGAGUGGAUUUCAACUCUCAGAUUAAAUUUGUUUAAUAUGUUCUUGUAAAGAUGAAUCAAUUUAGAAAAAAAAUAGCAUUUGUGGGUUCAUUGGAAAUAAAUUUUGUAAUCUUUGAAAUGAGUUGGCUGACAAAAACUGAAGAUAAUUUUUCCUACAAGUUUAAUUCCAGCACUUUUCAAGAAACAAUCUUUAUAAUCUUAGGCCAUGGUUUAAAAUGAAUCCCAUCCCACCCCCAAAGCAAACUCUUUACAGUUUUCUAAUAAUUUAAUAUGAGUCUCAAAUGUCCACAAUAUAUUUAUUUAUGUAAAUGUUUUCCAACUAUCACAUUGAGCUACAUGAUGACCCGGCUUCUGUGCACUGACUAACCAGCCAACUGUGUUUCACGUUGUUAUUCAAGUCUAAUCUUCAAAUGUAAACUAAUUCCACGUGUUAAACCAAAUAUGUUUCCUUGUAGGGCCUUAACCCUGUUUGUUUCUGAUCUUUUAAACAUGUCUGGUCCUUUUUUUAAUGUGCAAACAAUCCCAUCAAAAAGAGAGUCACUAAACCAUUUCCAACAUAACUCCGGUCGAGGAUUACUUGAUUAUUGGAAUCAGUUCUCUAACUGCUCAUGAACACCAAAGUAAGAAAACGGGUCUAAAAACGCUCGGACGUUUUUUUUUUACGUGAAUGCUUUAAACGCAGCGGUGACUCAUCGGGGAAAUUCAAAUGAGUGAUGAGUGGUUGCCAUGGAAACCAGUAAGUCAUGUCCUUCCUCCCUGCAGUGGUGAUAUCAGGAACCAAAACACCUGGAAAUCUGAGCUUCUGGCUGCGGUGCAUUCACUGGACUACACAGAGCAUGGGAGGUUAUACACUCCCCACUCCUCUCUGAAUGAGUCUUUAUUGUUCCAGGUUUCCACUGAAAACAACUCAUGAUUGUAAACUCAGACAUGUGGUGUUAAUAAUAAAACUCUUUAAACCUACAGCCACCUGAACUCAUCAGAAAUGGUUUUGAACCAAGACUGAUGAACAGAUGUUCAUCUGGAGAUUUUUUUAUUUUUUUUUGUCAGCUGCACCUCGCCUUGAUUCCUUGAUGAGAUUUGAGCCUGUUGUUCAUUGAUUAGUUUGUGUUCGGACCUGCAGUGUUGUUGACGUGUUCAAAGACACAGGAAGUCUGGCUUUCAGGGUGUUUUUCAGAGGCAGACAAAAGAAAACAAACUUUUUAGUGAUUUAAAAAGUGCAUCUCCACCAGAAACUUUUCUCUGCAGUCAGAAUUGUUUUUUUUACAGACUGUCAGUGGAGUCUUUAAGGUUUGGAUCAUUUUAGGUCCUUCAAGGUUAAGCCGGCCACUUCGUGGCUUCAAUGUCUUCUCCACCGAGGCAUACAGAUUAUUUUAGGUUUUUGUGAGACGUCCAAAUGAUGUCUCCUAAUUUCAGUGAUAUGUUUUUGUGAGUGAUGUCACAUACACACUUUUCCCAAAAUAGCUGAAAAUGGGACCUUUUUCCUUAUUUUCUGUGAUAUGCAACAUUAAAAUGUUGGAUAUUCAAACAUGUCCAGAUUUCAGUUACACCCCCGAGAGAAAAGGUUUAGAUGGCUUUAAAUGCUCAGCUUCCAACAGCUUGUUCUACUUUUAUAAGAGUUCAUUAUCUAUUACAGGCACAAAACACCCACCAAGUACAGCUCACAGGUACUGGAUACUGCCACUUGGCAGGCUUCCAGGCACUGGCCAAUCAGAAGAAAGUGGGCAUUUAGAGAGGGCUACCUUAAAGAGACAGGAGCUGAAAUGGCUUAUUUCAGACAGGAUCAGCUGUAUAAGAUAUGGGAGUCAUGCAAAGCUAAUUUAGACGAGUUUAGAAAAAAUUUAAUUGGCUUUUUUGAAUAAUCAAACAUUUCAGAAAUCACCACAUGAGAAACCAUUCUGACUGCUGUGACUGAGGACUUUACAAACGUUUUAUGUGAUUAUUAUGUUCUUCUGAAAGUGGGCGGUGGAGAGGAAGAAGUCUUCAGGUUUUAGUCGACUUCUUGGCUCAAUUAUUCCCGCUCUGAUUCUUGGAAACUCAGACAUGUUCUCCGAAUCGGCCGCCAGCUGCUGAAGCCCUGUUCCUUUUGUUUAUCUCAGCCACAGUUCCCGUCUUCCUCUUCCUGUUCAGUCUCUGCCUGCAGUCCAGCAACACUGGAGAGCAGGUGAAAACAGAGAUUCAGACCUGAGUACUUCUUAUAUUUUAUUUUAAGAUUUUAUUUUGUUGUAUUUGUAUCUGAAAUAUGCUGAUUCUAUUGAACCAUGCUUGUAUUGUUGGUGCGAUUAUUGUACUCUGAGUAUUGAUCUCAAAGCUUUUCUGUGACUUUUGGCACCUUGAGCCUUUGUGGGUACAGCUGUCCGAACCCACAGGACUUCAUGUAGAAAAAGUUUAUUAUAGUUCAUUUGCUAUUUUCCUUCAGACAGUGAUGGUCUUAAUACUUACAAAUAUCCUGAUAAACUUUAAUCUGAUGUCACCCAACCAGCAGCCUUCCUGCAGCUGGAAGUCGUCCAACGCGCUCUACAUGCUGUCAAACCGUGGGCGAUUAGACUGAAUUAAAAUACUUCAUUAUUGAUCAGAGGAGUUUUCUUCUGAGCUCAGUUAAAGGGGCUAAAACAUGUUUAUGUUUGAGAAACCUGUCGACCAAUCAGCUGUGGUCGUUUUGGUUUUAAAACUGUGAGCAUGCAAAGCAAAGUUGUAGAUUUUAAACCGCUUCCUGCUGUUUCAAUGACGGCCUCCCAGCCCGGCGAGGUCCGAGGAGCACGCUGACCCUGGAAGUGAACCUGAAGCUGCGUCCGGUUUCAGUUGUUUUGUAGAUGACUGAUGUAAAAAAGCAUUCAGGCCACUCCGUUUUUAAGAGUCUGAUUUUAAUGAUUGAAUUCUGAAUCUUACAGUAAGCUGAAUCCUGAAAAUAAUCUUCUGUGCACUGAGUAAUAAACUGGAUAAGAUAUUAAACAGAGGUGGUUUAAGAGGCAGGAACACGAGAGUAUUUGUUCAGACAUCUGUAACAUUUUAAUCCUGUGUCAACUUGACUAAAACUUCUGCAGGAAAAGUCACAUCAUGUUAGUAAAGGUAAGCCUUGUGACGCUAGCUCUGAUCUCCUGCAUUAAUGAAAUGAUAAAAUUUCAUAUCUCAGGACUUCUGCCGCUGAAUCCUGAUGUUUAAGGUACACAACCUGAUUUUAAAACCUGUAAAACCUGUAAAAAACCUGCAGACGCAUCAGCAGCAGAUUUUAAGGAAAUGCUUCUUUAAAACGGAGCCUGUCAUUAAAAAAAUCUCAAAUGCAAUGAAAUGUAAUAUUUGGUGUUCAAGUGAUAUGAAUGAGUGGGUUAUGUGGCUGCUUCCUUUUUGUAUCCUCAGUUUUUGGUUUUGUUAUGUAACCCGUUCAUCUGCAGAGGCAGAAAAACACAUCGACUUUAUUCCUUCUUGUUAUGUAACGUGUGUUUCAUGAUGGCUGAAUAAAUCUGCAGUUUUCUCA
Messenger RNA from Archocentrus centrarchus (flier cichlid), 5569 nucleotides. RefSeq names its product CDC42 small effector 1 (gene cdc42se1). Lineage: Eukaryota; Metazoa; Chordata; Actinopteri; Cichliformes; Cichlidae. The record is from RefSeq and is a predicted model, not a curated record. Gene Ontology annotation, biological process: regulation of Rho protein signal transduction. Gene Ontology annotation, cellular component: plasma membrane. The transcript has 5 exons. The coding region runs from base 368 to 691 and encodes 107 amino acids. Gene Ontology annotation, molecular function: small GTPase binding.